GGACCCAAGUGAUGGACAAAUCAGAGCAGUCUGUGGCUGGCCAAGGCCUGAUCAGCCCUGAUCCGCUGGUGCGGGAGGCCUACCUGAUGGCUUUUGACUACAUAAACUAUGUGACGGCCAAGCCGGGGGUUCCGCUCGCCCCGGCACCGUCCACGCCCUCAGCGGCCCUGCGCCAUGCAGGGGACGAGCUCCUCCAGCGCUUUCCCAUCUUCUUCCGCCGCUGGCCACGUGUCUUCCAGGACGUGACGGAGGAGUCGGCCUGCUCGACUCUGGUCUCCAUCCUAGAUGAGCACUUUGCACCCACGAGGCGCCGGGACCUGGCAUGGAGUGCCGUGCUCUCCAUCUUUGUGCUGGCCGGCCAGAUGGCCCUGCACUGCCAGCAGAGGGGAAUGACCAACGUCUUGCCCAAGCUUCAGGACUGUGUGGGCAGCUAUGUGGAGAGGGUCAUCUGCCCUGAGAUCAGGGACAAAGGAGGAUGGUCUGGAUUUGUGUCUCGCUUUGGGGAGAAACAGACUUUGGAAGGCCAAGUGAAGAAGGUGUGCUGCUGGAGUCUGCUCAUGCUGACUGUGGGGAUCCUUUUCUACUUUCUCUGGAAAAGAAGAAUAACUUGAAGGACAGUGCCAUCUUGUGGAGAACACUGGCCAUAAAAAUUUGGAGUUGUCACGACUGCUUUAACCAUAAUGUCUGAACUCUGUAAAGGUUUGGCUGCUACUGUUGACGUUUCCCCCACAAAGUAUUUAGUCAUAGGGCUGUGUAUUGGCAAGAACCUGGCGAUACAAUUCAUAUCAUGAUACAGGGGUUACGAUUCGAUGCAUUGCGAUAUAUUGCAAUAUUUUAAAAUCUAAUUUUACGGAAACCGUCAUAGCACUGCUAUCUAGCGGUCAGGGGUCUAAACACAAUACAAAAUGAACUAUUGUUCGCCACGAAUCAUUGAGUGUAAACUUUUACCUGAAAAUCGAUAGUGUUUUUGAGAAUUGACACAGUAUUACAAAAUAUAAUACUGCCAUACUCAAAUAUGUCAAUAUUUUCUUACGCACCAAUGCAGUUAUAUCACUAUUCAGUGAUAGUAAGAAAUUUUGCAAGUUAAGUAGAAGUACUGACACUACUGCUGGAUGAUGUCUUAAGUUUCAGGAUUUAAGUGUUCAGGAUUUUAUGUAUUAAAU
Messenger RNA from Colossoma macropomum (tambaqui), 1163 nucleotides. It is a transcript of the gene bcl2l16, whose product is annotated as BCL2 like 16. Bases 12 to 611 code for a protein of 199 amino acids. Gene Ontology annotation, biological process: intrinsic apoptotic signaling pathway in response to DNA damage; extrinsic apoptotic signaling pathway in absence of ligand; regulation of apoptotic process. Gene Ontology annotation, molecular function: protein heterodimerization activity; protein homodimerization activity. The record is from RefSeq and is a predicted model, not a curated record. The transcript is spliced from 2 exons. Gene Ontology annotation, cellular component: mitochondrial outer membrane. Lineage: Eukaryota; Metazoa; Chordata; Actinopteri; Characiformes; Serrasalmidae.